Messenger RNA from Colletotrichum acutatum, 2498 nucleotides. RefSeq lists its product as uncharacterized. NCBI's taxonomy places the organism in Eukaryota, Fungi, Ascomycota, Sordariomycetes, Glomerellales, Glomerellaceae. The record is from RefSeq and is a predicted model, not a curated record. The transcript is spliced from 2 exons. Bases 222 to 2447 code for a protein of 741 amino acids.
UAAGCACGCAGCCUCACUCUGAGUCCUUCACUGGAGAUCUCCACAGGGCUGGCUGACUGAGCCAUGGAUGUGAUCUUGCAGAACAUAUUUGGUCUUGUGUGGCGACUAGAGUUAUGUUAAAUCACGACAUCGAAUCGAAGAUCCGAUGUGAAAUAAGUUGUUGGCGAUGAGACUGAGCGCAAUUCAGCAUAACAACUUGCGAUCCGUACUGAGAGACGACAAUGUAUCAGCCACUGGAUCGCGACGCGGCACCACUCAACCCCAACAAGAGCCAACAACCCAGCCAAAUUCGCCCUAUUGAAGCACAACAUGGGGACGCAGGUUGCGAACCAAAAAGGCUAUCGAAGCAACCACCAAAGCGCCUCAGUUUCUUCCUCAAAUCCAGUCUCGUCAUCUCGUUGCUCUUCCUCGCAGGCGCCAUCGCCUUCAUCUCAUGGCUAUGGUGGGCACCCCACCAAGACGUCCGCUGGCGGAAAUGGGUCAUCGCGCCGAACCGGCUCCAACUAAGCAUAACUCUAUGUGCCGUCGUCAUCCGGACUGCCAUAGGCAUACUGGCGACCGCGGCCACGGCCAUGAUUGCCUCGGUCGCGGUCGAACGAAGGGGUGUAUACCUCCAAGAUGUCGCUCAAGUCUCCGUCGCGCGCUUCUCUAGCGACGGGCCGCUCUCUCUGAGUCUUCUCGCGCUCACGAGCUCAUCGCUUCAGCCGCUAGUCCGCUUGGUACUCGCGCUCUUGGCUGUCACGACCAUUGCUGCGCAGUUCACGUCCACUCUUCUCGUAGCAGAUCUCGAGCAGCGCCGGGUCGUAACUUUUCCUGAUUCAGUGUCCAAUGCGUAUACCUUCAUCCCGGGAAACCUCUCCAGCGGUCGACCACCUGAAGCCGUCUCUGGAUAUGCGCACAACUACUGGAUCCAACGACCGCGACUCACAGAAACAUUCGCAGAGUACACAGGCCCCGCAGCGGAAGGAGAAGGACUCGAUGACACCGGUCCAACAGUCAGAGCAUUCCUUCCCGUGGCAUCACAGCAGGAGCGCGAGUCGCUCCUCGAGUUCCAAGGCAUGGCCAGAGUCCUAGACACACGAUUCAUCUGCAUGAGGCCGCAGCUCAGCAACGUCCGCCCGUGCAACGGCACAGACGGCGUCAACAUUUGCGGGUCGAUACGGCUCGAUCCCACCGUGGACGCGGCGGCUAUGGCGGGGCUGUCAUGGACGGAUGAAAUGAACUUCAACUUUAGCUGCCCUGUGACGGGGUACAUGGGCAACCAGUACGACUGGCAGAUCUGCGCGUACGAGACGCUGAACUGGACGUCCUUUGACUGGUCUCUUCGGAAUACCACGAGAAUGACGACGAUGAGGAUUGUCUGGGAUGCUGGAAGGAUCCAGGGAAACAUGAGCUCUGAUAGCUUGAAGUCGACGGUCAAGGUGCUGAGUUCAACUGGCUCGGGCCCGUGGACUAGGGAGUCUCUGCACAUCAGACUUGUUGACUCUGACACUGUGGGGAAAGACCAGUAUAUUAACUUCAACAUGACGAUGUGUGCACAGUUUUACAACUACCCGGACUCAAUCCAGUAUCUCAACGUCUCCGCAACCAGCUCAAGAAACAGAACAGAGCCAACCUACGAGUGGGAUGUAGAGCGAGAGGUCUACGACACGAGUGCAGUCCGCAGACAACUCGGCGCCGUCAAGGAUGCCUCAUCCUUAUCCCACGAUGACCGCCAAGUCCUGACGAUCAGCAAAAAUAGCCUAGACUCGGCCGUGACCGACGCUCGCGAUGGCUCUAAGUGGCAACAGUAUGCCGCCGACCGUAGCCUGGAAUGGUUCUUUUCCCGCGUCACCUACGCCCGAAUGCCCUCCAUGCCCAUCGCCUUCUGUCAUAAUUGCGCUCCCAAUCUCGACUCCCAGGAUGGCACCAGCGAUGUGAUCUACGAGCGGCUUUUUGGCGAUACCAUCGACGAGACGGGAUCGCCGGCUCGCGCGAUGCAGGCAGUGUAUUUCACCCUUGCUCGACUUGUCUACUAUGACUUUCUCAGCGCCUUUUCUCCCAAUACUGCCGUCCCUGAGAUGGACAUUGCGGACGUUGUCACGUUUGAGCUGACUUCGAUACCGAGGCGUUUCAGGGGGUAUCUAGCUGUCGUAGGGAUAAUAAUCGUCUUCUUGGCCUCGUUCGCUGCGGCGGCGGUCCUCUUCACGUCUACGCGAUAUAGCUUGCCUGAAAAUGCGUGGCAUACUGUUGCGCAGAUCUCGGAGAGCCCUGAGCUGGCAAACUUGCUUCACGACGCGAGAGUUGCCACUGAUGACGACGUUGGGCGUCUAGCAAAAGCCUCCAAGUUUCAGCGCUUUGUUGUUCGAGAUGGUGUCUUUACUCAAGCUACGGGGGCUGAAUUGGAUAUGGAGCUGGAGUCGAAUCAGUCCCGCCGUCGACUGACGACGCAUGAAGCAAUUCCGUAACGCGCGACGAGAGGUUUUCAAUGGAUUGAAGUUCAUUACCAGAUAGCGUAG